Hermetia illucens (black soldier fly) is the source of this 3214-nucleotide messenger RNA. Its product is annotated as tubulin polyglutamylase TTLL4-like. Gene Ontology annotation, biological process: microtubule cytoskeleton organization; protein polyglutamylation. Gene Ontology annotation, molecular function: tubulin-glutamic acid ligase activity; tubulin binding. The record is from RefSeq and is a predicted model, not a curated record. Lineage: Eukaryota; Metazoa; Arthropoda; Insecta; Diptera; Stratiomyidae. Gene Ontology annotation, cellular component: cilium. The transcript has 13 exons. Bases 262 to 3042 code for a protein of 926 amino acids.
UUGGAUAAUAUUGGCUUAAGUGCUAACUCCCAAGUUAGAAUGCCAGUUUUAGUUGUUGACAGAUCUAAGCCCAUUUGAAAUCUUUGUGUGAUCAGUGAAUUUCAAAUUUCACAAUUUUAUACCCAAGAAAAGGUCACCAUAUUUGGAAUAUUUGGGGCAAAUUAUCAAAGUAAAAUUGACACGUAUCCGAACUAAUAAAACCGGGAAAGACGUUUCCCUUAUUUGACGAUUCGUUAUUAGAAAAAUCUUUUAGUAGAUACGAUGACUAACCGUGGCCCAGAAAUUCUUGAUUUUCGAGAAUCUUGGCUUCGAGAAAUAGCAGCGUAUCAAGAUCACGUAAAAGCCCAUCAAAUGUUUUCACAACUGCAUCAAAAUAAUGUGAAAAAUCCAAUUGGAUCUCAUUUCCGACCAAAAAUCAAAGACGCUGCUCAGGUGACCAACAUCAGCAAAGCAGAACGUGAGAUAGUGCAUGACAGGCCGCCUCAGUACAUUGUCAACACUUACCAUGCUCAACUCUUGAAGAAAGAAACUAUGUCAAGACCUGGGUCACCAAUAAGAUUGAACGUGGAAACUCCUAAAGAGCCUACGCUAAGGGUUCAGUCCUCACUGAAAAGACAUCCUUCGAAACAGAAGCGACCACCUGCACGGAAUUCCAGAAGUAAAAAUCCAAGCAAAGGAACAAACAAACCUGAAAACUACCAUGCAAAGGUUCUGAAAUCUCCCAAAAGACGAACCAAAUUACGCAAUAACUCAAGAGAUACAAAGGCUGGGCAUCAUGAAAACCAUGAUGAUAAUGUCAAUCAUCGUGACGCGAACUUUCAACCAACAGAUAUUCAAAACGAUCUACUACUAGCAGCUCCACCCACCAAAGUCAUUGUUAACCCCUACCAUGCAAAGUUACUUCAAUCACAAAAGGAUCAGGCAAAAGCUGCAGCACAGAAUUCAACAAAGAUAACCAUACCAGAGGCACAUGCAAUCCUGGAAAAUAUACACCGAACUUUGAAUGGUGUAAGAACCGAAAAACCUCCUGACAUACAACUGGACAAAAUCCAAGAAAUAAUCACUGCCGACACAGGUUUGCCUGCAGUAGAGAAUUUGAAAAUUUCGCAACCGACACCACAGUCAACAACUACGCAACAUCGUACGUCAGUUCCCCCAAACACUGCGAGCCAGUCAAUCGGGGCAAAUCAUUCGGUUAGCCCAAGUGCGGACAAUCAGUCGUCGCUUGAUAACAAGGAUAGCGAUGACAGUACCUUGGAAAAAGAAUUGGCAGAUGUGAUUGAUGAUGACACCCAAUCUGAUACAUCAACGGACACUGAAGCUGAAUACAAAGGACAUAUUUAUUAUUUAAGCGAUACUGACGACGAGGCUACGCAAAUCUCUUUGAACAGCGAGGAGGUGUCAGGGAAAGGUGCAGUCGAUUCUGAAGGGUACUAUACGCCAACGUCAGUGCUCAUGCCUAGCCUCUUUCCUCACGUUGCACCAUAUGUGACAUUCUCUUCACAUAUCGAGAAAGGACCUGGAAUUCCUGCAGAAUUGCAACGUGUACUUAAAUGGAAAAUGACUAGCGUAACGCCCAAAAUUGUUCGGUAUAUUGUCGCCAACACGGGUGUUCGAUUGUUGAAGAAAACUCACGAUUGGAUGGGAACUUGGGAUAAGCACAUGAAGAGCGUUGCGUUUAAGGAUAUUCGAACCUACCAGAAGUUCAAUCACUUGCCGGGAUCAUUUAAAAUAGGAAGGAAAGAUAGUUUGUGGCGGAAUUUAAAGCUGAAGAUGAAUCAAUUCGGGAAAAAGGAAUUUGGAUUCAUGCGGAAAACAUACGUCAUUCCCGAGGACUUACCACGACUGAAGCGUUCAUGGUUUAAGUAUCACAAACAGAAAACUAAGUGGAUAGUUAAGCCACCAGCCAGUGCUCGAGGUUUUGGUGUGAAAUUGAUUAGUAAAUGGGCGGAAAUUCCACAAAAUAACACAACCCUCAUUCAAAAAUAUAUUGAGAAACCUCUGCUUAUUAAUGGCAACAAAUUCGAUUUGAGGCUGUAUGUGUUGAUUACGUCGGUGGAUCCGCUAAGGAUUUUCAUUCAUAACGAAGGACUAGUACGAUUUGCGUCAGUUCAGUACAGCGACAAGAUGGAAUCAAUUCAUGAUCGCUGUAUGCAUCUGACGAACUACAGUAUAAACAAAUUAUCACAGAACUACGUGAAAAAUGAAGAAAUCAACGCAUGCAGUGGGCAUAAGUGGACGUUAAAGUCCUUAUGGUCUUAUUUCCAUUCGAGGAAUAUUGAUGCAAAGCGCGUGUGGGCUAAGAUACGAAAUUUAGUAGUUCGUACUAUACUCGUAGGCGAGAAUGGAAUUAGUCAUAUCAUUCGUCAUACCCUAGCUAGUAAAUAUAGUUGUUAUGAAUUGUUUGGUUUCGACGUGCUUCUUGAUGAAAAUUUAGUACCGUGGCUGCUCGAAGUGAACAUUUCGCCAUCCUUACACAUUGAAUUGCCUUUGGACCAGCACGUAAAGGGGCCUUUAGUCCAGUCAGUUUUGAAUAUCGCAUCUUUUCAGGUGCCGCCAAAACUAACCAAACAACAGCAAAAAGAUAUUUUAGUACAGUACAAUUUAUCCAGUCCACUCUGUCAUGACAAACGGCUGUACGUGACCGCAUUAUCAAAUGAAGAAACCACAAAACAUAAGCGUUUUACGGAUAAGUCAAUCGAUUGCCGAGAAGAUUAUUUAGACGCUAUCCUUGAGAACCUUACUCCCGACGACGUUCGUUGUCUUCUUAUAGCAGAAGAUGAAUUGGCUCGUAGUGCUCCGAUGGAAAGGAUAUUUCCAACAAUGAAUUCUCACAAGUUCUUAAAGUUUUGGGAAACGCCGCGUUACUACAAUCGCCUCUUGGAUGCUUGGGAAUGGCGGUAUUCAUCCAACCGCGCUGAAGGUAUUAAAUGUCUGAGAAGAUUAUGUGGUAAAGGUGUGCAUUUGAAAGUAACGUCGUCUGCGUUGUUCACUCCGGAAGUACUUGAUGAUAGUGAUGAAGAAGAUAAAAAUUUAGAUUGAACAUUUUCGUGUCAAUCACAGUAAAGUUUAAAAAAUUUGGUGUGAACGCGGCAAGUUUGUUAAUUUUUCCAAUUUCGUUUUUGUGAGGAACGUAUAAAUUUAUAACCGCAUUGCAAAAAAUUCAAAUGAGUAAAAAAUUAAUAAAUCUUUUUUGGUAAAGUUUGAAUUGUGC